Molecule: messenger RNA, 1700 nt
Organism: Vigna umbellata (rice bean)
Lineage: Eukaryota; Viridiplantae; Streptophyta; Magnoliopsida; Fabales; Fabaceae
Source: RefSeq, a predicted model, not a curated record
UCUUUGGUUGCAAGCUUUCUUUGGUUUCACACCAUAUUAUUUUUCAUAUCACUUCGCCAUUGUCAUUAUAUAAAGACAUACAGAUUAUUGUUGUUCAUAUACAACUAUAUUCUUGGACAAGUUCUGAUUUCUUCUUCUGCUUCUAGGGUUUCUCUUUGUUGGGCUUGAUUUUCUUCGGCAAUCUUAUCUGCUUCCAAGCUUUGAUCACUGCAACGAAUUUUCCGUGCCGAAGCUUGCUCUGUUUGGAAGCUCCGAAUUUCUCUGUUUAUCUGUGGGAGGGUUCUUGAAUCCCUUUUUCGUGUUCGUCAUGUUUCUACCAGUCAACUUUCUCUGACUUCCCUGUUUCUUAAAUGGAUUUUAAAACCCUAAUUCUAUACGAAAAAGAGCUCUGUUUUUAACUGAACUUUGAUCAAGGAUGGCCAUAAAGGCAAUUGAAUUGUUGAAAGGCGGUGAAAACCAUGAAGAGAUAAUGGAGGUUCUUGCAGCAGUGGCUGCAGAUUUGGGAGAUGUAAUAGAUGAUCUGAACUCUUUGCUGGUAAAACCUCUAAAAGGAGCAAUGACCAAUGAGGUUUUUGAGGUAAAUUGGCCAACCAAAAGUGAUGGUCAUCUGAGAAAGGUUCUGGUUCGAUUAUAUGGUGAAGGUAUUGAGGUUUUCUUCAACAGGGUUGAUGAAAUCCAAACCUUCGAAUCCAUGUCAAAGCAUGGACAGGGUCCACGCCUUCUUGGACGGUUCACCACUGGCAGAGUUGAAGAGUUCAUUCAUGCCAAAACACUCUCAGCUGCGGACCUCCGUGACCCUCAAAUAUCUGCUUUGGUAGCAUCUAAGAUGAGAGAGUUUCACAAUCUUCACAUGCCUGGUACAAAGAAGGCACAGCUUUGGCAGCGAUUGAGGAAAUGGCAUAGUCAUGCCAAAAGUCUGUGCUCUCCAAAAGAUAUUAAGAAUUUUGGCCUGGAACAUCUAGAUACUGAAAUAAAUAUGCUUGUGGAGUUGCUAUCACAAGGAUAUCAAGAGAUUGGUUUUUGUCACAAUGAUCUACAAUAUGGUAACAUAAUGAUGGAUGAAGAUACAAGGGCAAUCACUUUAAUUGACUACGAAUAUGCCAGUUACAACCCUGUUGCAUACGAUCUAGCAAAUCAUUUCUGUGAAAUGGUGGCAAACUAUCACAGUGACCAACCUCAUGUUCUUGACUACACUAAAUAUCCCGGUCUUGAAGAGCGUCAAAGGUUUGUUUAUAAUUAUUUGAGUUCUGAAGGUAAGGAACCAAGCAGCAGUGAAGUGGAACAGCUAGUUAAUCUUGCAGAAAAAUACACUCUUGCCAACCAUCUAUUUUGGGGCUUAUGGGGACUUAUUUCGAGUUAUGUCAACACAAUUGACUUUGACUACAAGGAGUAUGCAAGGCAGAGGUUUCAGCAGUACCGGUUGAAGAAGGUUACUUUAUUGGACUCUCCAAGCGUCAUUUCCGAACAUGGAAUGGUCAAAGGUUCACACCAUUGACAUGAUUGCUUCUUUUGUACUUAGUGUAGUUCUCCUUGGUAUGUAUGGAUUAAUAAUGUAGAUAGGAAUGCAGUGAUGCAUAAAAUCUGUAAAUAAAUAAUAAGUAUAAUGUGUGAUGGGUUUUUCCUAUAUUAAAACAGUUGUUAUAAUCCCUCCGUUUGGAAUAGGUUGAGGAAUGAAAGGAAAAUGCCUAGUUGUGUUGUCA